CGGGCGAGUGGCCGCUUCCGGGCGGCUGGUUCGAGGAUUUGUUUGGUCACAAGCGGCCCUCGGCCGAGCCCCCGCGGCAGGCCGCGCCAUGCCGUCCGAGAGCCGCUGCUGGGAGACGCUGCGGGCGCUGCGCAGCUCCGAGAAGGGCCGCCUGUGCUACCACCGCGACUGGCUGCUGCGGGGCGAGGAUGUUCUGGAAGAAUGCAUGUCCGUUCCCGAGCUCUCUUCUUACUCCGGAUGGGUGGUGGAUCACGUGUUACCUCAUACACAAGAGCGCGUACCUCCUUUGGAGGUGUCAGCAGCCACUAGAUCGUCUUCGGGCCUGGAUGGGUCUUCCUUCGCCCCCACAUCCCCAGGAAGAGACACUGCCUUCUCGCCUGAGCCCCCAGAAACUCCAGAUGGAACCCAGGGCAAGCGUGACUCUCAGCACACGGAACCCAUGGCCCUUCAGUCCUCCCGCGGGAUGAAGGUGGAAGGCUGUAUCCGGAUGUACGAGCUGGUGCACAGACUGAGAGGAACGGAGGGCCUGCGGCAGUGGCGGGAGGAGCAGGAGCGGCGCGUGCGUGCCUUCUCCGAGAUGGCGUCCGAGCAGCUGAAGCGCUUCGACGAGCACAAAGAGCUGAAGCAGCACAGGGAGUUACAGGACUUGCGGGAGGUGAUGGAGAAGAGCUCCCGAGAAGCCCUGGGGCAGCAGGAGAAGCUGAAAGAGGAGCACAGCAGACGCGCCCAGAUUCUCAACGGGAAGCUGCUGAGGCUGCGGGAGGCGGAGCAGCAGCGCCUGAAGCAGGAGGAGCAGGAGCGGGCCCGGCGGGAGGAGGCCGAGGACCGCCGGCGCAGCCUCUACGCCCUGCAGGAGGAGCUGCUGCACCUCCACCAGCAGCUCGAGACCUUGGCCCAGCGCCAGGACCUGCUCAAGGGCGAUCCCGCGGCCUUCCGCACCCGGGGCAACCAGCUGUGCGGUCAGAUCUCCAACAUCAUCCGCGGCUCCAGCUCUGCCGAGAACCGCUCUCCCACAGCAGAGGACCAGGCCGCGGCCGAGAAGAUGCUGCAGGAAAUGCGGCACCUCCUCUCCAGCUUGCAGCACGAGGUGGCCGUGGCCUGCGAGGACAAGCGGCGGCAGGAAGAAGAGGCGGCGCGGGCGAAGCUCCAGGAGUCGCAGAUGCAGAAGGCGCCCGAGGUCCGCAAGGACUUCCCAGCUCCCAGCCCGGGCUCGGGAGGGAGACAGGGUGAAGAGCUGCAGGUAAAGGUGCAGGACAGCACCAUGCAAUGGUACCAGCAGCUGCAGGACAUUUCUAGCCAGUGCGUGUUGGCCUUCGAUGGCCUGGCCAACGGCAAAGACAGUCAGACCAAGAAGAUCAAGAUGGACCUCCAGAAGGCAGCCACCAUCCCCGUGAGCCAGAUCUCCACCAUUGCAGGCUCGAAGCUGAAGGAGAUCUUCGACAGGAUCCACAACCUGCUCUCCGGGAAACCGGUGCAUUCCGGGGGACGCUCUGUGUCUGUCACUCUCACCCCACAGGGCCUGGACUUUGUCCAGUACAAGCUGGCGGAGAAGUUUGUGAAACAAGGAGAAGAGGAGGUGGCGUCCCACCACGAAGCCGCCUUCCCCAUCGCUGUGGUGGCUUCCGGGAUCUGGGAGCUGCACCCCCGGGUGGGGGACCUCAUUCUUGCUCAUCUCCACAAGAAGUGUCCUUAUUCGGUCCCCUUCUACCCGACCUUCAAGGAGGGAAUGGCUCUGGAGGACUAUCAGAGGAGUCUUGGUUACCAGGUAAAGGAUUCCAAAGUGGAACAGCAGGACAACUUCCUGAAACGCAUGUCCGGGAUGAUCCGUCUCUAUGCGGCUAUCAUCCAGCUGCGGUGGCCAUAUGGGAACCGACAGGAGGCUCACCCCCACGGCUUAAAUCACGGCUGGCGCUGGUUGGCACAAGUCCUGAACAUGGAGCCCCUGUCCGAUGUGACCGCCACCCUUCUCUUUGACUUCUUGGAGGUGUGUGGGAAUGCCCUGAUGAGGCAGUACCAGCUCCAGUUCUGGAAGAUGAUUCUUCUCAUCAAAGAAGAUUACUUCCCCAGGAUUGAAGCCAUCACCAGCUCCGGGCAGAUGGGCUCCGUCAUCCGCCUCAAGCAGUUCUUGGAGAAAUGUCUGCAGCGCAAGGAGAUCCCCGUGCCCAAAGGCUUUCUGACGUCCUCCUUCUGGCGCUCCUGAUGCCUCCGUCGCCCGCCGCCCGCCGCCACCAAUGCCACCCAUGGUGCAGAGGCAAUAAAAAAGCCCCCGGCCAGCUGCCUGGCAGAAGUCUUGUCCCACGUAGAAGCACCAGUGUGUAUUUUCAUAUGGUUGUACCUUGUGACAUGGGUCACAGAAUCAAGGUGGUCCCUUAAUACAUUCGAUGGCCCCCUCCGGGGUCCGUGUGACAGAGUCGGCCUUCUCAUUUCCCCGGAGUCAGGAGAAAUGUUCCUGGUCCUGCCCUCCCUCUUGGUGUCGUUCUCCCAUCUCAGCCUCGCCCCUGCAGAAAGCAGGUAAUUAUGCGCCAGUUUGCCGAGAUACUGCGCCCGCCUCCUCCCUCUUGGCGCCCCGUGGGUCCAGGUGGGUUGAGGAAGGAGACGGCUCCCGAGGCCCCUGCGGCGUCUCCCCAGUCUCCCAGGUCAGUCCUGGUGCUGGUGCCCCAGCCCCCCCCACCCCACACCCAAGAGAGCUUGUUGUGGGUCAGGGCUCGGGCGCGGCCACAAGAGCCGCUCCGUCCCCCUCCUCGUGGGUAGUCUGCUCCCCAGACAGUGCCCACGAGGGAGGCCGGGCACCCCAGGUGCCUGUCUGGCUCUCCGCUCUGAAGAUGGGCUUGAAGCAGCAGCCCCACGCGGAGCCCGAGAUGUCAGGCGGAGCCCGUGCUGUGAGCACUGGCGGUGAGAGCUCCGGGGAGCAAGGGGCAAGCGCUUGGGGCCUGCCCCCCGCCCCAGUGCUCUGGGUGGGAGUGACCCACUUUAAGACUUAAUGAGUGCUGUGCCAAAAAAGUAAUAAAGCUUGAUUUUAGUAACGCUGGUA
This is a messenger RNA of Sorex araneus (European shrew), 3031 nucleotides long. It is a transcript of the gene GLE1, whose product is annotated as GLE1 RNA export mediator. Gene Ontology annotation, cellular component: cytoplasm; nuclear pore; nuclear pore cytoplasmic filaments. The record is from RefSeq and is a predicted model, not a curated record. Gene Ontology annotation, molecular function: phospholipid binding; inositol hexakisphosphate binding; translation initiation factor binding. Bases 89 to 2200 code for a protein of 703 amino acids. Gene Ontology annotation, biological process: poly(A)+ mRNA export from nucleus; regulation of translational termination; regulation of translational initiation. The transcript has 16 exons. NCBI's taxonomy places the organism in Eukaryota, Metazoa, Chordata, Mammalia, Eulipotyphla, Soricidae.